Prunus armeniaca (apricot) is the source of this 915-nucleotide messenger RNA. NCBI's taxonomy places the organism in Eukaryota, Viridiplantae, Streptophyta, Magnoliopsida, Rosales, Rosaceae. The record is from the annotation of a GenBank genome assembly.
AUGAUCAACACGAUCAGCUGCGGCCCCACCCUGGCGGGACCCUCUAACCGUUCGAUGAAGCAGUAUGUGCGUGCCGCCCACUGCCCUCAGGUCUUUGGCAUAGAGGACGAUCGGUGCCGAAAGCUGCCGAAGGUGGGAUGGGAGCCCAUCACAUUUUGUAAAGAAGAGGAGGAGGGGAUCAUCUACCCCCACGACGACCCAAUGAUCAUUCGGGCCGAGAUCGCCGAUUACGAUGUGGGUCGGGUGCUGAUUGACACCGGAAGCUCGGUGAACGUGAUCUUUGCCGAUGCGUUCAAAGGACUGGGGAUUGCCGAGGGCAUGGUCAAUCGGCAAAUCACGCAUCUACUCAGUUUUUCUGGAGAUCUGGUCCAACCAGUCGGUAGCAUCAGUCUGCCCAUCGCCUUCGGCGUCGCCCCCAGGAAGACCAUGACCUACGAUCAAUUCCUCAUUGUUGACUGCCCAACGGCAUACAACGUCAUCAUAGGACGAAUGGCACUCACCAGGGUCAAAGCCCACUUAUCUCCACACAUGUUGCUGAUGAAGUUCCCGACACGCAACGGUACCGGAGUCAUCCGGGGCGAUCAGCUCAGCGCACGGACGUGCUACGCCACGGCCCUUAAGUCGGUAGCCAGCAAACCGCCAAUGGAAGCCAUGACCGUGCAGGGGCUACCGAUCGGUAGCGAACUUAUUGACGACCCCAGGGAGGAAAACCCAACGCCGAUGGCACAGCCCGCCGAGGAGCUCGAGACCAUAAUCCUAAACGAGGAAUUCCCUGAUCGGUCGGUGAAGAUCGGCACCAAUCUGGAUCCCGACCUCCGAAGACAGUUCAUCGAUUUCUUACGCCCACAAACCGGUCAGGCAAAAGCGCCGAUCGUACGAUGCCGAACGGUACGAGGCAAUGCGUGCCGAAGUUGA